Phaeodactylum tricornutum CCAP 1055/1 is the source of this 261-nucleotide messenger RNA. RefSeq lists its product with no specific name. The record is from RefSeq and is a predicted model, not a curated record. Gene Ontology annotation, biological process: regulation of DNA-templated transcription. The annotation marks the transcript as partial. Gene Ontology annotation, cellular component: nucleus. NCBI's taxonomy places the organism in Eukaryota, Bacillariophyta, Bacillariophyceae, Surirellales, Neidiaceae. The transcript is spliced from 2 exons. Gene Ontology annotation, molecular function: protein heterodimerization activity; DNA-binding transcription activator activity, RNA polymerase II-specific.
AAUUGGAAGAUCCAGACUCUCCCGCUGGCUCGCAUCAAAAAAAUUAUGAAGAAAUCGGAAAAGGCAGCUGUCAAGUUCAUGAUCUCUGGCGAGGCUCCUUUGCUGAUGAGUAAGGCUUGCGAGCUGCUUGUAAAGGAGUUGUCAGCACGUGCAUGGCAACACACUGAAAGAAAUCGCAGAAGGACCCUGCAAAGACAGGAUAUUCAUGCUGCUGUGGGCGAGAGCGAAGUUUACGACUUUCUUAUCGACAUUGUACCUCGU